CGUACACUGAGCUACUAUUCAAAGCAGUUCCCGGGAAACACAAACAUCGAACAUAUUUUUUCCCUGUUGGACCUACAAAGAUCAAAAUUACUACCCAAAUUUUUUAUUCGACCUCUGCUGCCCUUCCGUUGCGACCAGCUUGCACAAACGGAAACUUGGCAACCCUACACCCAACAUCUUCAGCCUUCAACUCGGCGAAACCUCAAAUUAGGCCUUUUUCGGUUGAUAGUGUUCUAGCUUCAUCAAAUCUCCUGUUCACCUCAGAGGAGUCAGAAACGCGCAACGCAGCCACUGUGGAGAGUUUAAACAGAAAGCGCAGGGCUAGCCCUUUCCUCGUCAAGCAAGAAACCAACGGAGCAUCAAUUCCAUCUACAAGUGUUUCAACAAAUUUAGACAACACGGAAGAAGAAAGCGCAAAGAAGGCUCGGAUUAUUGCCGAAGCAACAAGUGCUGUCAACCACGUACCGGGUGUAGCUCACAGACAAGCGAUUGACCCCACAACGCUCGCUUAUUCUGCGGGAUCAAGAGGCUUCCUGGUGUUGCCUGGAUCCCAGACACCGGGGCUAAGGACCCAGUACAUUUUAGGUUCAAACACUGCAUUACCAACCGCCAACGGUAUAAUCCCGUCGGUAGCGACUCAAAACCUUACAGGAGUGCCCCAACCACCUAGCGCCGCAGUUCUCCAACAAUUGCAAGCAAACGCUCAAGCUUCAGUUUUAUCAGUUGCCGGUCAAUCUCCGGGGCAAAUAGCCGCACCAAUAAUGACGAGCGCGGCAACAACGAACUUUUUUGCGAAUACUGCACAACCAGUGGGACACCAAGUUAUAAAUAGUGCAGGAAAACCUGUAAAUAUGACUUAUCACACGCAAAAAGACACAACUUUUACUAAAAUAUUUGUUGGAGGUUUGCCAUAUCAUACUGACGACGCGUCUCUAAGGAAGUAUUUCGAACAAUUCGGUGAAAUUGAUGAAGCGGUUGUUAUCACGGAUCGAGUAUCUUCUUGUUCCAAAGGAUAUGGAUUUGUGACUAUGGCCGAAAAAGGAGGAGCUGAACUCGCCUGCAAAGAUCCCAAUCCUGUGAUAGAUGGAAGAAAAGCCAACGUUAACCUCGCCUAUAUUGGUGCCAAACCGAGAGGACAACAUGUCACACCAACCAAUGUUAUUGCACGACAAGGUACAACCUACGCGCAGUAUAUUCAACCUGUUCCUCAGACUCUAGGACAAUCGCCUUUUGGAGUAUCAGCGCUGUAUCCGUAUGGUCCCACUGCAGCAACCGCUUAUGUCACACCAGGUGGGGUAUUAGUACCAGCAGCACAUGCGUCCUUUUCUCAACCUACUCAGAUUAUUGAUUACGGUCAACAGUACGCAGCGCAGCUUGCAUCAUCUUCGCCGUUUGCUCAAGACGUGGCAGCCUCUGUCGGAGCUGGAAUGGCACAUUACCAAACAGCAGCCGGCGUCCAAGUCCAAGCACCUCAUCCUCUUGCCGCCGCCGCCACCCAUCCUACCGGUUACACCGCAACAUUUCAAACAGCUGGAUUAACAGGAGGUUACGGUGCUGCCCCAUCAGCAUAUGCAGCGGUAUCCUCACUUCAGCCUCCUCUGGCAGCCACACCAAAUGCAGCAGCGUAUGCUCACAUUACAGCUCAACUUCAGGCUAACGAUCGACUUGGUUUGACUAACCAGUGAUUAACAGUGCAUCUGAAGACAACAAGUAGACAUUUCAACGACGGAAGUGUUAGGUAAACUAACAAGGAAUUUGUUGCCAGUGACAUUUUUGAAAGGGUCAAAUGUAGCAGAGGCUACGCGAAUAAAAGGCCUUCUUGAUACUAUUCUGCGACGCCAACUGUGAGAAGCCAUGUUUAAUUACAAGACUAUGAUGGUUUAUUCAACUCGCCCACUUGUUAGAAAAUUAUAUAUAUCACCUGGAUGGAAGCUAGUGAGCUUAUUAAUGACCCAUAGCAAAACUCUUUAGUUUGAGUCAUAGGUGACGUCAAUAUAGAAUUUUUUGUUUAUCUUAUUUAUUGAAUGCUGUUAUCAUUUUCGCACUGUCUAGAAAGGCCGGGUGUGUUACUUAAGAUUUGGGACACUCUGUGAUACGUUUUACGUUUGCGCAAGAACACUCUUCAUUAAAAAUCUUUGAGAUUGUAGUUUUAAUUUUAAGCAUUAAGUAACGUUCCGGUCUUUCUAACAGGGAUUAUAUAUAGACUUGAUUUUGUUCACAUUUUCUUCAGAUUUUGCGUCGCCAUCAAAUUUGUGUAGGGGUUUGUAAAUAUGUAAUAUAUCUUACUUUUUGAAAUAUUGUAGAUCCUGUGACGUUUUCUCUACACGUCCGUGCGAUAUUCAUCCUUUUUAUAUUGUGCAUGCUUACAUAAGUGGCUAGGUAUGGCAUAUACUAUAUAGGCAUUAAAAAAAAAUUUAGAGCUCUCUCUAAUGCCAUCUAAUGGAAAAGUCGCAAGUACGUCAUACGAUUUGUAUUCGUUGUUGCAAAUAACGUAUUUCCUGAUUUUUUGGCCACGAUAUCAGCUUGCCUAAAAUUUUAUCAAAUUGAUUGAGUGCUAAACCUCCACUUGGUUUGUGAAAGGAUUAAUACAUUUUAAAAUCUACUAGAAUGGAGAAUUAAGGUGUGCCAUUUUGCCCAAUAUGCUCUAGUCAGUUGGUCUUGUGUAGGCUUUAUUUUGUAUUCAUAACAUUAAAGAGAGUGUCAACGGUCAACCGAUAUCUUGUAAUCGGGACUCGUUGAGUUUUGUUGUCCUGUAUUUUGCAUCCUUGCAGCAUUUGUAGUACUGAACGAUGCACAUUAUGCAAACCUAAAAUACAGCACUGUAAUUUUCUUUUUCUCUAUCCCAUUUUUGUUUGUGAUCCGUCUAACUACCUAUACAAGGAAAUCAUGAGCCGUUGCUUGUGCCACUAAACCAGUUUAAAAUCGGUUCCCGAUUUCCUGACCAUAUCACUUUAACGUAGAACUAUUGUACAUGUUUCAAACCAACAAGUGCCAUUAAAACCAUAUUCGAGGCAUUGAA
This is a messenger RNA of Styela clava, 3019 nucleotides long. RefSeq names its product RNA-binding protein 24-A-like. Gene Ontology annotation, molecular function: mRNA 3'-UTR binding. Gene Ontology annotation, cellular component: nucleus. The record is from RefSeq and is a predicted model, not a curated record. Lineage: Eukaryota; Metazoa; Chordata; Ascidiacea; Stolidobranchia; Styelidae.